AUGGUAGAUUCAGCAUUUAAUGCCUACUUGGAAUGGAUAAAGACGAAUGGAGGCUCAUUCCAAAAGAUCAACUUUAGAAAAGAUCUUCACGGAGAAGGUUGUGUAUACACGACGGAUACAGUUAAAGAGAGCGAGCAGUUUGCCACAGUCCCUUUUAAGAUCUGUAUUACUGAAAAAGUAGCUCGUAAGGCGCUUCCAACCUUGACUGACUUUUCUGGUCGUGUUGUGCAAUCCUUAUUUUUACUGUUGCAGAAAAACUUGGGUGAACGAUCCUUUUAUUACCCUUACAUCAACAUACUUCCCAAAAGGAUAGUGACAGCAAUGCAUUUUGAUGAGGAAGAUAUGGCUUAUUUACAAAAGACAAAUAUGGAAUUGGCUGUAAGGGAAAGAAAAGCAGCCUUGCAGAGUGAAUUUACGCGGCUUUUGGAACAUUUGCCGGAGAAUGUUCAUAAGGAGGAUGUUAGAUGGGAGGACUUUUUAUGGGCACACAGCAUGUAUUCAUCCAGAGCAUUCCCUUAUAAGUUAAUAGAUCCUUCCUCUACUGAGGAGUCCGAGGUUCUAUUUCCCUUGGUAGAUGCAUUAAAUCAUAAACCAAAUACAAAAAUUACGUGGUCAAGGAGUGGUGAUAGCGAGACUGGCUCAUUGACCUUUGUUGCUGGACAGGAAUACCAAGUAGGAGAUGAAAUAUUCAAUAACUAUGGACCAAAGUCUAAUGAAGAGCUGUUGAUUGGCUAUGGGUUUUGUUUCGAGUAUAACGAAUAUGAUCACAUUGCCUUGAAGCCCAACUUUUCUCAGGAUUUAAACUAUCAGGUUAAGCUUGAUAUCCUUCAAAACUGCGGUAUUUCAUCUGGGAAUACUGAUCCAUAUACUUUCUACAUUCACCGAAACAACGUUCCACCCAUGUUCUUCAAGAUGAUGAGAGUCCUGGUUAUGAAUAAUAUGGAAACAGCCUACUAUAGAAGCUGUCAUGAUCUCAAGUUUUUGGACAUGGUUGGUUAUCGAAACGAGCUUUCUAUGCUAUCGAUGACUCUCACUCUACUCAAGACACGAUUAAUUGCCUUAAAAUCUGUCGAUUUGGACACGAGUGACAAUAUACCGGCCUGGCGAAAGUUUGCCUUGAUGUAUCGUGCAGGUCAAGAAGAUGUUUAUAAUGUCACAAUUACCAAGAUAGAAGAAAUGAAGAGUCGAAUUAUCAGCUGUAUGAAUCAAGACAUUAAAGAAAACAGAAUGGCUCCAAAUGUACCAUUCUUAAGCAUAGUGAAUCCAGAUUAUGAAUAUACAUCUUUGACGAUUGAUAGCAGCCCAUUUAUUUCAUUGGAUAUGGUCAUCAUCACUUUGGACAGUCUCCUGAGGAAGAAUGACCCCUUUUCAACGGCGAUUACAGAAAUAUUCGAAGACUUUGAUGAAGAAGCGGAUGUUAUAUUUAUGUUGUCGCUUAUCAAUGAAAAGUUUAAUGAAAAUAGCAAAUGGAAAGAGUUUUUCAGAAGAAUUUCUUCAAGUGAUACGACGGUAAGCCAAGACGAGCAAGAACUGAAAGAGAUGUAUGAUUCAAUGAUUCCUGAAUUUUCAGAAGCCUAUCCUCAUGUCUUUAGCUUGGGCAAGUUUAGCUUUGAAUCGUUCGUUUGGGCCGAUAAUAUCUUGAAUAAUUACUCCAUUGAUAAUCCCUUAGCCAUUGUACCACUUUAA
Molecule: messenger RNA, 1686 nt
Organism: Rhizopus microsporus ATCC 52813
Lineage: Eukaryota; Fungi; Mucoromycota; Mucoromycetes; Mucorales; Rhizopodaceae
Product: SET domain-containing protein
Exons: 8
Coding region: 1-1686 (561 amino acids)
Biological process (GO): peptidyl-lysine methylation
Molecular function (GO): protein binding; protein-lysine N-methyltransferase activity
Source: RefSeq, a predicted model, not a curated record